UGCACUUAACAAUGUCUAAUAACACUGAACUUAUUAAUAAUUCAAAUGAGUGUGAUUGGAUAGAAGAAGCAAUUUCUAAAAAACUUAUUAAAUUUUAUGAAUUUGGCCAAUUUUAUAAUCUUCAAGAAAUUGGCUCUGGAGGCUUCGGAAAAGUUUAUCGUGCAGAUUGGAAGGAUUCUCAUAAAUGUUGUGCACUUAAAUCUUUUUAUAAUUUAAAUGAUGCUACAAUUAAAGCGAUUGUUCGUGAGAUUCAACAUCAUCGUGAAGUUGAUUUUUAUGAUAAUGCUAUCCGUUUUUAUGGCGUGACAACUUUCAGAAAUCAAAUCAAAGAAUAUUCGUUGGUAAUAGAAUAUGCUAACGGUGGUGCACUGCGAGAUUAUUUGAAAGAAAAUUUUGAAAAUCUUACUUGGAACGAUAAAUUUAGUCU
Rhizophagus irregularis DAOM 181602=DAOM 197198 is the source of this 427-nucleotide messenger RNA. NCBI's taxonomy places the organism in Eukaryota, Fungi, Glomeromycota, Glomeromycetes, Glomerales, Glomeraceae. The record is from RefSeq and is a predicted model, not a curated record.